This is a messenger RNA of Patiria miniata (bat star), 2484 nucleotides long. Its product is annotated as leucine carboxyl methyltransferase 1-like. The transcript has 8 exons. Gene Ontology annotation, molecular function: protein C-terminal leucine carboxyl O-methyltransferase activity. NCBI's taxonomy places the organism in Eukaryota, Metazoa, Echinodermata, Asteroidea, Valvatida, Asterinidae. Gene Ontology annotation, cellular component: cytosol. The record is from RefSeq and is a predicted model, not a curated record. The coding region runs from base 199 to 1146 and encodes 315 amino acids. Gene Ontology annotation, biological process: C-terminal protein methylation.
AUUUCAACUUAACGUGCUGCAGAAAAAAAACAUGGCGGCCCCCAUUGAACGGAUUUCGUGCAACAGUUAGUGGACAGUUUGCGGCGCAAAAUAAUUCCAUUUUUUCGGAGUGUUUAUCAAAUUACGAUUGAUAAUUAUAUCCCGAUUAUAGUUCUUGAUACUCGACAUUAAAGAAAUCAAUUUAGAUUGUUUAACAACAUGGGAGACGAUGCCAUUUACGCUACAAAUGACGACGCUGCGAUGUGCAAACGCUUUGCAGUCCAACAAGGGUACUGGAAGGACCCGUACAUCCAAUUUCUUGUCAAGGCCGGGGAGAGAAAAGCACCAGAGAUCAACAGAGGUUACUAUGCAAGAACGGAGGGCCUUCGGAGUCUCAUGAGGCAGUUUUUGAAGCUGACGCACUGUGCCUGUCAGAUUGUCAACCUGGGUGCCGGGUUCGACACCAACUUCUGGCUUCUCAAGGAUGAGGGAUUGUUGGCUGAUGUCUUUGUGGAGCUGGACAUGCGGGCAGUCACCAGCCGCAAGUGUCACAUGAUCAGAACCAGAUCCAAGCUGUUGGAACCGGUUCAAGCCAGUCACGGGUCGGAACCAGUGGUGAUUGAAGAUGCAGAGCUGCGCUCAACACAUUAUCACAUCAUGUGGGCGGACAUGAGAGACUUGAAACAGGUUGAGGAGAAACUUGGCCAAGUUGGACUGGAUAAAAAUAAACCCACUCUGUUCCUAAGUGAGUGCGUGCUUGUCUACAUGCCCCUGGACAAGUCCAACAGCUUGGUGAAGUGGGCGGGAACCAACUUCAGCUCCGCCUUGAUCCUUAACUACGAGCCAGUCAACAUGGGCGAUCGCUUCGGUCACGUCAUGGUGGAGAAUCUACGGAAGAGGACCUGCGCCUUGGCUGGCGUGGAAGCUUGCCAGAGCUUAGAGACACAGAAAGCGCGGUUUCUGAGCAACGGCUGGGAGGGCGCCGCAGCCAUGGAUAUGAUGUCGGUCUAUCGCAGUCUACCCGCGGAUGAUCUUCAUCGCAUCGAGCGAUUGGAGUUUAUGGAUGAGAGGGAGCCGUUACAGCAGCUGAUGGAUCAUUACUGCAUCGCGUGGGCGUGGCGAGAUGUUAACAAAAUCGGUUUGGAGUCCAUCGGCUUCAAUAGGUGAUACUCUGAUGAACAUUGUUGGGAACUUACAAAGAUGUCAGCUUUGCUGUGAGCAAGUGGCAGCCCGCAUCAAAGAAAUGUAUAAUUCUCCAUUUCAGUCAAACUCGUUCAAUUUUCAUUUCGAAAAAGUUGGUUUUUCCCUCCAUCUUGUUCAGUCUAGAAAAUCUUGUCAUGACUUAGUUUCUCAUUGAGGAAUCACCAAUCCAAGCAAUUAUUUCUUUUUAUUUCUUCCACUGGAAUUUUCGAUUACUUUGAACCAACCCAAUUUUGAGGAAAAAAAUCAUCUUCAACCUUUUGUAUUGGUUUCUUUUUUUUCUGCUGCUGAGCAAUUUCAUAAAUUUGGAUGUACAUGUCAGACACUUUAAUGAGCUGCUGUUGGAAAAGUGAAUGUGAUACAUCACUAAUAAUGUGACAUCAAAUGAGUAGAAAGUAAUUACAGAUCCACACUAAAGUACCACCAUCUUAACAAAUCCCUACAUGUACAUCAUUUUACGGAAUUGCUCUACAGAUACAUUUAAGAGAACUGGUAAAAAAAAUUGGCAUACUAGUGUAUGUAGUGUGAUUCAGAUAGAGUUUGUUUAACUUCUUGCCUUCCUGCCUCGUAGGUUAGAGUUUUAAGAAAUCAAGACAUUUCCACAAAACUAAAAUAAUAGCUACUGUGGGAAUGCUAUGUGGCCUGCAUCUGCUGAUAAUGUGUAAGAUCUUUUUGAUUUGUGUGCAUAUUGAUGCAUGCUUGUGUGGUAUUCUGCCCAAAGAUUUUGAAAGUGUGUGAAAAUUCUGAAGCCAAGAUGCCUGCAUUUUCUUGAUAUUUCUUAGUUUUGCAGUUGUUAAAAAUAAUUAAAGUUGAGGAGCUCAUAAUUCACAAACCAAAGCUAACAUUUGAAGAGAAACAUUUUGUAAUCCUGUGAUAAACUGGCUUUAAGCCAUAAAGUUGUGUUUGGUGAGGACAGUGUUUAGGUUUCCGUCUUCGCUCUUAACAUCUCUACGGAGCCAAAGUUUCAACAGGUUGGGUUUAUAUUUCUCCAUAUUAUAAUUGGUUAUGUUUGCAGAUUGGAAAAACACAAACUCCAAAUGGUACAAAUUUCAGUUAAAGAAAAUAUACACAAGAGUUUCAAACCUGUUAAAAAUGAUGUUGAUUUUGUAAAUACAGUUGAGCAAUUUUAAUUUAUUAUUUGAUUUCUUUGAAGGCUCUAAGCUUGAAGUUUUACCUUUUAAUAAAAGAAAAAAAUAUGUUUGAUGCUGUUUUAAACUGGAGACGUCUGUCUAUCAAAUCAGAUGUAGUUGGGAUUCUUCAUAUUUUUGCCAAGUGUGGUAUGAAAAUUAAAAGUUAUCAAAAAUA